Molecule: messenger RNA, 906 nt
Organism: Monoraphidium neglectum
Lineage: Eukaryota; Viridiplantae; Chlorophyta; Chlorophyceae; Sphaeropleales; Selenastraceae
Exons: 6
Coding region: 1-906 (301 amino acids)
Molecular function (GO): flavin adenine dinucleotide binding; oxidoreductase activity, acting on the CH-OH group of donors, oxygen as acceptor
Source: RefSeq, a predicted model, not a curated record
AUGUCCUGGGGGUCGCUCUCCAGCAACAGGCAGCUGCUGGCCCUGGACGUCGUGCUGGCAGACGGCAGCCUGCGGCGCUUCACACCCGAAAAGGACCCUUUCCUCUUCAGGGCGCUGCGCUUGUCGGUGGGCAAGCUCGGAGUCAUCACCCGUGCCAAGCUGCGCAUUGUCAGGGAGGUACCUGUGCGUCGUGAGCUGGUGCGUCUGGCACCACCUGCCUUUCUCGCCGAAAUGACGGAGCUGCAAGAGGCAGCGCGCGCCCUGCAGGAGCAGCGGCCUGGGGCAGCGCUGCCCUCCUGGGCCAACGAGACCGAGUGGUUCUGGAUUCCUCAGAAGUACGAGUUCAUGAGGGUGAGCUUCCAGCGCGCCGACGAAUGCAACAGCACCCUGGCCGCCGCGGCAAAGGCGGGCUUUGUACCAGACAACACCACAGUCUUUGCAUCCAAAGGGGAGCUGCUGGCAAUGGGAGAGAUCCAGCUGCCCGCUGAUGCUGUGCUUAAUCUCACCAGUGCGCAGCUGACUAGCACCCAGCCGCUGCCCAAAGAAGGUUUGCCUGAGAGGGCCUCCCAGGUCAUCAAGGACGUAAUCGCCGUGAUCAACGAGCCUGUGCCCAGGGAGGAUAACGCUGACCCAGCCGCAGGCCAGACGUGGCCCGAGCCAACGCACAACCGCCCCUCAGCUUUCUACGCGGCAGUCAACAUGGCAGAGGGGACCAAUGAGGCCAGCCGCAUUGGCAUUCUGCAAGUGGCUGGCAAUGCUACGCUGGAGUCCACGGCAGCCUACAUCAAGCAGCCCAACACAACACUGGCCCAGCUGCGCCGAAUCCUGUACGACCAGUACGAGGUAGGAGGGGCCUGCGCACGAAUGAAGGGCCGGGUGUUGCAACACCGGCUGGCUGUAGUCUAG